AUGACUUUAUUUGCAAGUUUCAUUACAGAAUACUUUGCUAUACUUACAACUGAUCCAGCUAAAACUCUAUCAAUUACAAUUAAAACCCAUUUUAUCAUGAGAAAGCCUAUCUUGAGAAAAUCCAGAAAGCUUUCACUAAUUGUUAAAGAGUUAUUACCUAUUGUGACCAAUAUGCCCAAGCUUUCAAAUUAUCAGCUUAAAUUUGGUUCAUUUAACCGAAUUCAAAUAAACUCGACAUUUUCCAAUUUACUAAAAGCAAAAUCGCUUUCUGAAUCCUGUUUAAGUUAUUUUUUAUAUGGCAUAUUCUGA
Molecule: messenger RNA, 309 nt
Organism: Schistosoma rodhaini
Lineage: Eukaryota; Metazoa; Platyhelminthes; Trematoda; Strigeidida; Schistosomatidae
Source: the annotation of a GenBank genome assembly